This is a messenger RNA of Pocillopora verrucosa, 4788 nucleotides long. The record is from RefSeq and is a predicted model, not a curated record. NCBI's taxonomy places the organism in Eukaryota, Metazoa, Cnidaria, Anthozoa, Scleractinia, Pocilloporidae.
AUAAGAAAAUUGACUUUUCUUCACAUUAUAUUUAUUAUUAUCAUUUAAGGCCUGUAUCAAGGAUUCUGCUAACUCUUGAAUAUCAGAAUGAAUAAAAUUACCUGUUCAGAUGAAUACUUUCUUUUAACAAAUAAUACUAUCUCUUUACUUUUCAUGUGGAUGUUGUGGAACGAAUCAGCUCUUCAUGGUGGCUGGUCAUCCUGGGGGUCAUGGGAGAGGUGCAGCCUAACUUGUGGUGGUGGAUCGCAGAGCCGAGUGCGCAGCUGUACAAAUCCUCCCCCAAGGUGGGGCGGAAGGUGGUGCCAUGGACUUAGUAGCAUAAGCCAGUCUUGCAACACAAAUCAUUGUCCAGUCAAUGGUGGUUGGAGUGAGUGGAGUUCCUGGAGUAUCUGCACCAAAACAGUCAGUGGCAUACAGAUAAAGUUUAGAGAAUGUUCCAAUCCAGAACCAGCAUACGGCGGGGAACAUUGUAAUGGGAGCAGAGUACUUGUAAGGGAAUGUAACAAAAUGUCCAGCUGCCACGAAGUAUUUCCACUACGCUUUAGAACGGAGAGCAACCCAUCGCUUGGUACAAUGGAAAUCCAUACAAACAGCAGCUGGAAAAAGCUUUGCACCAGUACGUGGAAUAAAGUUGAAGUAGAUUUGACAUGCAUGGCAAUGGGAUACUCUAACAGCAGUGAUUAUGGUAGAUGGUUUGAAGACAGUGGCAAUGUAUCAGAGACAUCUACCAAUUUCAACUGCACCACCACUUUGACUAAAUGUGAAGAAAGCUUCUCAAACAAACUGCAACUCUGCAAAGUUCCCGUUCGCUUGAGUGGUGCAAAUGUAGAGUAUGGUGGUAGAGUGGAAGUAUUUUACAAAGGGAAAUGGGGAAAAAUUUGUACCAAUGGAUGGGAUUUCAAUGAUGCCCAAGUUAUUUGUCGCCAACUUGGCUUUGAAGAGGCUCUUGCUGAAUUUUUUGGCUCCAACGUAGAGGAUGGAAACACUACUUCUGUAAUGGCGGAUGUUUCCUGCACUGGAGCAGAGGAUGAACUUGCAUCUUGCACUCGCAGUGAUGGAAAGUUAAAUGUCCCCGGUCAAUGUCAAGGAGAUGGCAAAGGUUCCCAAGCACUGUGUCAACCAAAGAACAGAAAGGUAUGUGGAAAAGAGAAACUUCACUUUGAUGUCGGCAACAAUGAAAUCCUUCACUGCUCAAUACGUAACAAAACCAGGUUUGCGAGAUGGUUCAUUAAUGGUCAAAAGGUGCAAAGGAACACUUCUUCUUCCAAGAGGGUCAAGACCAAAGGAGAUGGUGAACUGGUCAUAGAAAAUGUGCAGUUGUCUGAUGGAGGAACAUAUGAAUGCCUCAUAGAGGAAUAUGUUCAGUAUUACACGGUCUACAUCAAUGCAAGAUUCACUGAGAACACUCGUGACCAGCAGAGCCUUAUUGCUUACACAUCUGGUAUUAUAAACUGUAGUGCUGAAGGAACACCACUUCCACAGAUAACAUGGGGGAAACAAGGAGAAAAGUUAGUACCUAAUGGAAGAAGAUUCGCUCAAAUUCCUAGCGGCAGUCUACACAUUGAUCUUGUUCAUCCUGAAGACGGUGGCACAUACAGAUGUACCAUAACACAAAAUAAAGGAUCAAAAAGGUUCACAAUCAAAGCUAAAAACAUAAGUGUGUCUGUUAUAGUUCGACCACAGGUUAAUGUUUCAGGAGCAAGCAAUCUAAUCAGAGAAGGAGACACUGUAACUUUGACUUGUAAAAUCAUUCAAGGUCGGCCCCAGCCACAGAUAACCUGGCUUAAGAAUAACUCUUUUAAAGGACACAACAUGUCUCUCUCCUUUAAUAAGAUAACAAAGGAAGACGCAGGUCUGUACACUUGUGAAGCAAAAAAUCGUGGAGGAAUUUCCGCUGAAAAUAUCUAUAUUUCUGUUAAAGUUCCACCACAUUUAAAUCCUGAACUCAAGAAUCUUUCAGUCCCACUGAACUCCACAUUUGAAACAGAUUGUUUUAAAAGGGCUGAUCCUCCAGUAUCAGUCAAUUGGACCAAGGAUGGAAAAUCUCUUGGUAACAACAACACAUUAGUUAUUAAGCGUGUGACGUUUGAUGAUGAAGGUCUCUAUGAAUGUGCUGCUAAAAAUCCGUUCGGAAAAGACAAAACCUCUUUCUGGAUCGAUGUUACCGUGUCUCCUCAGAUUCUAUUGUCUCCGAUAAACCAAUCUGUCACUGAUGGGGACCCAGUCAACUUUACUUGCCGUGCCACAGGUGUUCCAACACCAAACCUGACCUGGACAUUUAAUGGUGGUAAACUUCCAUUUGGUAUUAAUCAAAACAAUUUAGAGGGAGACUCAUUUCUGGAAUCAUUUCUGGAAAUGCAGAAAAUAACAAAGGAAAUGGAAGGAACGUACAAGUGUACAGCAGAAAACAAAGCAAAUAGAAUAAGUUAUUCCAUAACACUUCAAGUAUUUGAAAAACCCACCGCCAAAGUGAGUCCAGAGCCAUACCCAACGCUCAUUCAAGGUGAUAAGCUUCGGUUAACUUGCAGCGUCAACGAAGCAACAGUAAAUAUCACUUGGAGAAAAGAUGGAGACCCAAUAAAAGAAAGGGCAGUCAUUGAUACGCAAUUGGAUGAGACAACAAGUUAUCUGGUUGUUGAAAAGGUUGUGGAAGAGGACAGUGGUGAAUAUUCUUGUGAAGCUCGUAACAGACUAGGAAAUGUCGCCCGCUCCAUUGUGAUGAUAAAAGUCAACCCUGUGAGUCCAUUCCUAGUGUGGUAUUAUAUUUUUGGAUCAAUGGCUGCUCUCAUUGUUAUUUUGCUCAUGUGUUGCUAUUUUUGGAAACGUCGAAGGACAGAAUUUAGUCCUAAUCAAGGGGAAGCAGUUGAGAUGGAGCUGUUGAAUGUAGAAGUGGAUGAAUGGGAGAUUGAAGGGAACCGUGUCCUGCUUCAAGAGGUCAUUGGGCGAGGGGCAUUUGGAGCAGUGUGGAGAGCUCUCCUUAUUCCUCCAAAUGGGAGACCUGGAAAUCGCACAGUUGCCGCUAAAUGCUUCACACCCACUGCAGGGGAGGAAGGAAGAAAAUGUUUGAUGAGAGAGAUCGAGCUGGGAAAAAUUCUCGGUGAAAGUAAUCAGCCAAACAUUGUGAAGUUCAUUGGCUGUGUCACAAGACAAGUUCAUCCAAUGCUUAUCAUGGAACAUUUGCCGUGUGGUGACCUGCUUGGUUACAUGAGAAAAUGCCGAGGAAUUAAUGAUCGGUAUUAUCUUGGAGAAGGAAGGGCUCAAAAUUUGAACAACUAUGACCUUGUGCUAUUUGCCAAACAAAUCGCCGCUGGUAUGGUAUUCCUUGGAUCAAGGGGGAUAAUCCAUCGUGACCUGGCAGCUCGAAACGUCCUCCUUGAUAACAACUAUGUGUGCAAAGUGACCGACUUUGGCAUGGCAUAUCAAAACUUCAAAUAUGGUCAUGGAAAUGCCAAAAAGGGCUGUUUGCCAAUCAAAUGGACUGCACCAGAGAUUUUGUUGGGAAAUUUCGCUGGACUUUCCACCUUGAGUGACGUGUGGUCUUACGGAAUCGUUCUGUAUGAGAUAGUUACCCUUGGAGGAAUUCCAUAUGAAGGAUGGUCAGAAGGGAAUGUGGUUGCACGAGUCACACAUGGAUACAAACUUCCAAAGCCCGAUCAUGUUGAUAAUAAACUGUAUGCUAUAAUGAAAAGGUGCUGGAAUUUUGACCCCGACUUUCGUCCUCCCUUUGAAAGUCUUCGAAAAAGAAUGGAUACCUACCUUCGUGAAGAGACAUAUCUGCACCUGCUCGACAUGGGAUCUUAUGACACGACCAAAUACUCCAAGGUUGAAGAUCUCGGAGAGGAAGAUGCCGAACCAAGUGCACGACCUCUAAGGAACGCCGCGGCAAAGAGAUUAGGAAAGUGGGCCAGCGACCGUCGUUAGACAGUGUCAUUUUGAAUAUUGCUUAGGAACCAAGCACUUUGAAGUGCAUUAAGUAUUAGAAGAAAAUGUGUAAUGGUGAUAAUGGUGAUAAUUUAAGGGUGUUAUUGUGUUGUAAUAAAUCAAAGCUGUUUCCUUGAUGAGGCACCUUUAAGUCAGUUUAUUCUUAAAUCGCAAUUGAUAAAUUACUCGAUUUAGAUACAGCUGAUUAAGUCAGGAUUUUUAAAAAAGGAUGUUAUAAAUGAGAAAGCAGCUCGUCUAUUUAGAUUUCUGUACUGGGCAAAUUGUUUGCUACUGUUUACUGGUGAAACAAUACGACUAGUUGUUAGCAAUCAUGCAUUGAAGUGUCCCCUACUGGUGAUAUAGACUUAGUAAGAUAUUUAGUAGUUUUAGUGUUGAUUUAGUCAUGCACCUUUCAGUACCGUGUCCUUUGUCGACGAGAUUGGUGACAUGCCUUGUAAUGUGGUGUUACAUGGGUCGUAAAUUGCUUAAAUUUUGUGUCAUCGGUAUCAGAAAACGAAAAAAAGUGCAUUGCUAUUGGUAUGUUUACUCUAACCUUGUUGUUAUUAUUAAAUGCUUUUUCAUAAACGGAGAGAACCGUCUCAAUAGAGUGAUUCUAAAAUCAAAUUAAUCAAGUUAUUAUUCCAAUAUUUUCGACUCGUACAAGAAACAGAGAGCGCUAUUCAGAGGGGUUGUGGCUGAUAGACAGACCUUUGCUAUGAUGAAAUGAACCGCUUACUUCAAAGUGGAAAUGUCGCUAGAGCAAGGAUGAGCGUUUAUUUCUGUACAUUAUCGAAACACACUAAGCUAGAUAUAAAAUUUUGUAAAACACUCUAUAUAAUAUCUGCAAUAAAAGAGUAGAGGCUUACC